Physcomitrium patens is the source of this 4101-nucleotide messenger RNA. NCBI's taxonomy places the organism in Eukaryota, Viridiplantae, Streptophyta, Bryopsida, Funariales, Funariaceae. The record is from RefSeq and is a predicted model, not a curated record.
GGGGGGGUAAGGAACAUUUGGGGAGGCGCUGGAGCGUGUGCAUGGAGAGAUGAUGGGACCAAGACCGAGACCGAAACCGAAACCCAGGAAUUUAUCAAUUCCUGGCAAGAGCCCCUGCAGCAAAUUUUGCUUAUGAAAGGGUGAUGAAUCGAGGGAACUCGCGAGGUGGUGGAAGAGGAGGCUGGUGGUGGUGGAGCUCCUGUGGCAGAGCUCCAAUGGCGUUGACGAGGUGAAGGGGGAUCGAGUUUCCCGGAAAAGUAUGAGAGAGUACUAAAGAUGUCGCAGAGAUGAGAAACGAGACCAAACACAGUAAACAGCGCGAUGUUUCAUUUGUGGAGGACGUGAGAGGAGGUUUCACCAAGGAGUAGGAAGGAGCGGGGAAAGAUGGUGGUAAUCAUCUUGAUUUGACGAGAUUGUGGGUCCGAGGCUAGUUUGGAGGCGGUGGCCAUUACCAGCCGCGACCGGAAGGUUCACGCUUUGGACGGCACGCCUUGUAUUUCCACCGAAUUUUGCGUGGAGUCUCGGCACGGAAUGAUGCGGAAAUUUCGGGGCGGGAAAUCACAGUUUUUUCGGGGGCUAGUGCUUUAGAGAGUCUCGGGGUGUGCGUUAUGGUUUGAGGAAGGCAUUGUAGGACGUGUGUGCCCUGCCUCAGACACAUUGCACGGCGUCUCACUGCCCCUCGGCCUCUUGCGCCGCCACUAUUGCAGGUACAAAGCUGUGGGACGGACUCGGACAUCGUGCACUCGUUUGUAGUCGGUUAUUGAUGAUUGCUUAGAGGAUAUGCAGAUGAGUGGAACACAUUCCGCAGCUUCCUGCCAGGUAAAUUGCACGUGAUCGCAUUGCAAGCAAAUCCGGAUAGGCAUGUUGGUACCCGCGAUUCAAUUUUGGACACUGAUCUACAAUGCUCUUGGUUUUAUGGGUGUUUAGAGGAGAGGACACAGAUCUUGAUCGAAGGCGGUGACCUCGAAGGUGUCUCUAGUCUUUUCUAUCGGGUCGACUGGCUCGUGUUAUGCUCUGGGUUGAUGUGAAUGAAUAAUGUCUAUGCAUGGAAGGCACGGAGAGAUGGAAGCAGCUUUUGUCAUCUACUAGACCAAGCAUCUACCCACAUUGACUCAAAGUUAGUCGUAUACGAAUCUCAUGCUUGAUGCAUGUGUUAGUUCCUGGUAGAGCCCGUUAUUCGCUAGCUAUUCGCACCCAUAAAUUCCGGCCGUGUUGAACUUUAGUUUCAACUUCAACACAUUAGCAACAGAUUGGCAUCAGCAAUUUGAACUCUCCCCGCGGGAAGAUGCCGCCGAAGUUUGAAUUUGCGGAAUUGUUCGGUAAAGAGCCAAAGCGGGGUGCGCCGGUGGUAUUGAAGAUGGACAAUCCUAACUUCGAGAUGCUGGAGGUCGACAGUCCCACAACUGCUCUACGCGGUGGACAAGCAGCCAAAGGGAAGGGUAAAAAUGCGAAGCAGCUAACUUGGGUGUUGCUUCUCAAAGCCAACAAAGCCGUGGGAUGCCUGACUUGGGUAGCAUCCGGUGUUAUGACAUUGUUGGACGCCGUGAAAGAGCGCCUCAUUCUCCGUAAAGGAGUUGUCAAAUCUGGUAACCUUUCCAAGGGAAAACUAUCUCAGGUUAUCGUAGGCUUCUUGAUCUUUGCAUUGAUCAUGUUGUGCGUAGAAGUGGGAGCACACACCUUAGGAUGGCAAUUCUCCGUGCCGCAGUGGCCGUCUACUCUCAACGUUUCUAGCCUACCGCAUGCUGUAUUCAUGGGGUGGAUGUACAUUCGCGCUUCAUACAUUGCGCCGGCGCUCCAGAGGGUAACAGACUUCUGCAUAUGGUUGUUUCUUCUCCAAUCCCUGGAUCGGAUCAUCUUGUGCAUGGGGGCUGUGUAUAUCAAGUGGAAGAAGAUUAAGCCAAUACCAAAGAACCCCUCUCUCGAGUCAGACAAUGUCGAGGAACCGGACAAGGGCCACCCGAUGUGCUUAGUGCAGAUCCCUAUGUGCAACGAGCGUGAGUGUUACGAGCAGUCGAUUUCAGCAGUUUGUCAGCUUGAUUGGCCGAAGGAGCGGAUUUUGAUCCAGGUGUUGGACGAUUCAUCUGACGAGGAGGUUCAAUGGCUUAUUGAAAAUGAGGUAAAGAAAUGGAAAGCGAAAGGGAUUAACAUAAUCUACAGGCACCGGACUGACCGCACGGGUUACAAGGCCGGAAACAUGAAAUCAGCUAUGGAGUGCGACUACGUGAAGGAUUAUGAGUUUGUGACCAUCUUUGACGCUGACUUUCAACCUAAAUCAGACUUCCUUAAACUUACAAUCCCUCACUUCAAGGACAAUCCCGAGCUGGGGCUCGUGCAGGCCCGAUGGGCUUUCGUGAACAAGGAUGAGAACCUGCUUACACGCCUCCAGAACAUCAACUUGUCUUUUCACUUCGAGGUUGAGCAGCAAGUAAAUGGUGUUUUUCUCAAUUUUUUUGGCUUCAAUGGCACCGCGGGCGUUUGGCGAAUUAAAGCACUCGAGGAGUCUGGUGGCUGGUUAGACAGAACUACUGUGGAGGACAUGGAUAUCGCUGUUAGGGCUCAUCUCCACGGCUGGAAGUUUAUCUUUCUCAACGAUGUCCGAUCUUUGUGCGAGCUUCCAGAGUCAUACGAAGCAUACCGCAAGCAGCAACAUCGGUGGCAUUCUGGCCCCAUGCAGCUUUUCCGUCUAGCCUUGCCAGACAUCAUUAAGGCGAAGAUAUCCUGGUCGAAGAAAUUCAAUAUGAUCUUCCUCUUCUUCCUGUUGAGAAAGCUCAUUCUACCGUUCUAUUCCUUCACACUGUUUUGUAUCAUCCUACCUAUGACCAUGUUCGUUCCUGAAGCAACUCUACCAGCCUGGGUUGUGUGCUACAUUCCAGCACUCAUGUCGCUCUUGAACGUUAUUCCAUCACCGAAGUCCUUUCCUUUCCUUGUUCCUUUCCUACUGUUCGAGAACACCAUGUCCGUCACCAAGUUCAACGCCAUGAUCUCCGGUCUUUUCCAACUACGUAGUUCACAUGAAUGGGUUGUCACUAAGAAAUCAGGGUCCAAAGGAUUAGCAGACAUGCCGCCAUCGGCAACAGAGGCAGAACUUUUGAUCGAAGUGAAAGAAGUUAAGACUGCGCCUGUUCUCCUGGACCGAGGGGCAUCUGAGUCUGGUAUAGACCAGUUGAAGCAACAAGCUGAAUCAAGUGCACCAGCGCCUGUACCAAAGAAGAAGGGAAGUCGUCUGUAUCGUAAGGAGCUCACAUUGUCUUUCCUGCUUUUGACUGCUGCGGGCAGGAGUUUGCUCUCAGCGCAGGGAAUCCACUUCUACUUUCUCCUAUUUCAAGGUAUCUCGUUUUUAGUGGUCGGUUUGGAUCUCAUCGGAGAGCCAACGGGUUGAUUCUGGGCAUUGCAAGAAAGGAUUCGAUUUCUGCAAGUCUAUCGAACCUGCUACCUGCGAGAUGAAUCCGGCUUGACGACAUCCAGGAAUCCUUAACAACCAACAUUAUCAGGAGUAAUACACAGCUUUUUUACACUGAAGCCUUCCGUAGAGAAGGAUACGAUGCCGAGGAAAGCUUUCCGCCCUGUCGACUGGUUGGGGCGAUUGGUUUUCAAGCCGCUUCAUGUAUACCCGGGUAUUGGCAGGCUUUCAGCUAGAAGGCAGUGGAGUGGACCAUGAGAGGUUGUUGAACUUCUAAUAGAAGCCGAGCACCCCAUAUUAAUCCGUAAUUUCUAGCUGAAGCACAAGGUCGAAGGACUUGAGUUGUGAAGCAUAGCGCUUGCCAAUACUGUUCUUGAUCACGACAGGUUUUUCAACCUGAAAUCUUUUGAAUUCAUCACGUUAUUCUUUUAGCCUGUAGCUCCAUGUUAGUCGAUCCUGAAGCUUGUAUUGUAGGCUUCUCUUUCUGCAGAUCAAUCAUUGAUUCUCAGUGCCCAUUCCAACGCACUGGUGGCGUGACUCCGAAACUGGGUCACAAUCGUCAUCUGAGUAACUAUCUUUGCCAUAAAAUGCGGGUUCCGUUUUUUUCCCUUUCCUCUCGCCCACAUCAGCUGUAAUUAAAUCCUCAUAGACGGUAUCUUAUAAAUAUCUUCAAGUCCCAUUUGGGUGGUUUCUUCAUGGAU